UAGUCCAGCACAGCUAACGCUAGCGUGGUUUGGUAAGGCUAAAUAGCUAGCUAGCUAGCUAGCAUGCAGUUAGCUAUAGCUAACUAAAUGUUUUUUCAGCUUCUGUUAACGUUAUACCUACGUUAAUUCUACCAGCGAAAUCAGCAUCGCUGUCAGAUGAUACUUUGUCGCACUUAAUCCGUUACCAGUUCCUGGCUAUCUAGUUGUAGCCUGGUGUCUACGAUACUGGAUGAAAGAAUGUAGCCAGGUAACGCCAGCAAACCUAGGUAGUCUGUGUACCAAAAAUAGCCAACGACGCUGGGAUAUUAAGGAUUUACAAUGCAGAAUAAGAAGACCAAAGUGGCUUCAAAAGCAAAAGUGGGGAAAGUUGGUUCAAAGAGUAAAGAAGAUGCUCCUCAUGAGCUGGAGAGCCAGUUCAUCCUGCGGCUGCCCGCGGAAUAUGCCUCAACAGUGAGAAGAAUUGCACAGUCUAGCAGCAUGAACAUCAAAGACAGACUCACUAUAGAGCUGCACGCUGAUGGGCGCCAUGGGAUAGUGAGAGUGGACCGUGUCCCUUUAGCUUGCAAGCUGGUUGACCUGCCUUGCAUUCUCGAGUCUCUGAAAACUGUGGACAAAAAAACAUUCUACAAGACUGCAGACAUUUGUCAGAUGUUGGUCUGCACUGUAGAUGGAGACCUCUACCCCCCUUUGGAGGAUCCCACCGGCACAACAGACCCCAAGAGCAAGAAGAAGGAUAAGGACAAAGACAAGAAGUUCAUCUGGAACCAUGGCAUCGCUUGCCCUUUAAAGAACACCAGGAAAAGAAGAUUCAGGAAGACUGCAAAAAAGAAGUACAUUGAGUCCCCCGAUGUGGAGAAGGAGGUGAAGAGGCUGCUGAGCACAGACGCGGAGGCUGUCAGUGUCCGAUGGGAGGUGAUUGCAGAGGAUGAGACCAAGGAGGCAGAUAACCAUGGAUCCCUGGCUAACUUGGACUCCUCCCCCGGGACCUCCGGGCACAAGAUGGGUCACGGGUCCUCAGUCCAACGCGACGAGCUGCGGGAGAUCUUCAACGACAUCAGCAGCAGCAGCGAGGACGAGGAGGACGAAGGGGACCGCCACGAGGACGAGGACCUCAACAUCAUGGACACGGAGGAGGACCUGGAGCGGCAGCUGCAGGAGAAGCUGAACGAGUCGGACGGCGCGAGGGACGAGCGGGACGGGAACAGCCAGAUAGUGAUGGAGUACCAGGUACAGAUCAAUAGCCUGAAGACCAAGCUGCAGGAGACACGCGCCCGCAAGAAACAACAGGAAGACCUGAUCAUGAAGGUUGAAAACCAGGCCCUGAAGAAUCGCUUCCAGGCAUUGCUGAAUGAAAUUAUCCACCAGGAGGAACGUGAGAUGGAGCAGUUGGCCUCCUUGCAAGAACAGUUGGACUCGCUGAUUGAGAAGUGACCAGCAGGGGGCAGCAUAGACAUGGCACAGAAUGGCAGUUCUGGCACCCAGAGUACAUGAAACCAACUGCAGAUUCAAGUCUUUGUUGACUUGCAGUGCCAUUUUUUUUUUUUUUUUUUUGUUA
This is a messenger RNA of Megalops cyprinoides (Indo-Pacific tarpon), 1555 nucleotides long. RefSeq names its product TAF7 RNA polymerase II, TATA box binding protein (TBP)-associated factor (gene taf7). The transcript has 13 exons. Bases 319 to 1431 code for a protein of 370 amino acids. Lineage: Eukaryota; Metazoa; Chordata; Actinopteri; Elopiformes; Megalopidae. The record is from RefSeq and is a predicted model, not a curated record. Gene Ontology annotation, cellular component: transcription factor TFIID complex. Gene Ontology annotation, molecular function: RNA polymerase II general transcription initiation factor activity. Gene Ontology annotation, biological process: RNA polymerase II preinitiation complex assembly; transcription initiation at RNA polymerase II promoter.